GGCCCCGCCCGCCCCACUCGCUCCUCCGGCGGGCAGCCCAGCCGCAGAUUAAGGUCCUUCCUUCUGGCUGUUAUCUGGCAACAACAGGAGUGAGUUUUAACAAAGAUUCAGUUUGGCUGGUGGGUUUAUGCGAUCUGCCUGUAGAGAGAGAACACCUGCUUAUUCUUGUGAAGAGGAAACAAGAAUUAUAGUGGUACCUGCUACUGUAUGUCUGUGCCAUUUAUUUCAAGACUUCUCUGUAUCAAGCUAACUUUUCGGCCUAGAGAGCAGUGAAACUGUUUGGCUGGAGCAUCAUUUCAGUUGCUGAACUUUUGUCACCUGUGGGGCAGAUGAAGCAACAGAUCUGUGAAUCACUUUGCAGGAGAAUUUGAAAAACUGGACAAUAUUCAAAUUUACUUUAGGACUGAGGAGUUACAGUCAAUUUUCACUUUAGAAUGAAAUAAAGAAGUUACAGCUAACGUUUCUAGUGUGAUAGUUUAAACUAAACUUAAAGUACAUGAUAACAUAGAUCAUAGUUUUAAAAAGAGAAGUUAGUUCAGAAGAUCAUAGGUUUCCAUUAUUGUUCAGUAAGCAAUUGAUAAAAUAUUUUGCCUUUUGGGAGGUAUUCCAGUCAGAGCAUACUAAUUGUAGUUCUUAAUAUCAUACCCAUAGCUCAUGUAUUUCAAUGAAAUCACUUGUAUUCCUCCAAAUUUAUCGAAUUCUAACAGACUGAAUGGAAAAACAGUCAGGUGCUAUGAUUUGUAAGUUGUAAUCGAUGCUCUCUAUAUGAAACAGUCCUCAGGGAAAAAAAGUUGCUAAUCAUAGAAAUGAGUGGGUAAUAAAGUUAAUGUUACUUUCUUGCAAAUCUUUACAUAAUUUUCCAUUAAGAAAAAGAACAGAAGCAAAGGAAUUGGAGUUCAGUUUUGAUGCCAUAGCAUUAUGAAGGCUAUAAAAAUACUAAUAAUAAGAAACUGGUUUGUAAUUGAAGGUAGACACCACUAUCCCUUCUCAUUAAGUAGAAUCUACUAUGCGAACUGUACUGAUUAUCUUUAAACACAAAGCUGUGUUUAACCAAUCUCCUUCACACAAAUGCCUGCAGCAAAUGAAAGUUCUCCUGUUAAGGACAACUGCAUUUUCACAAAGCCUGCAUUCAGCCUUAUGUAUAGCACUGCAGAAAAUGCCAGCUGAAUUCGUGCCUGUGAUGACGUGACUUAGUGUAAUGUUUCUCCUUCCCUGGUCUGCUCUCACUGAGAUUGCAUUUAUGAGACUCUAGAGGGAUCAAAAUGGACAGCGUAACUUCUUGACCCCUUUUAGUCAGUUUCCCUUGAAAAUAAGACCAACUUAUCAUACGAUCUAUUCUUCCUUAAUUUUUGGAUUGUUGGCCAAUGUCAGGUACAUUCUGAAAAGAGUAGGUGCCUUGGAUCUGAUUGUUCACUAAUUUUGCUGAAUAUUUGCUGCUAGCUAAAGAGAAAUCGGGAUCAGUUGUCCUUCUGAAGGAAAACAUGCAAUGUGAGCUGGACAUCCGUUGCUUUGUUUAAGCCAGUAUACAGUUGGCCAUGUUUGCACAUCUGUAAGAAUGCUUUGGUUAGUUGUUUUGGAGCACAUUAUUCUGUAAGAAGUAAUUUCCAAAGAGAAUCUGAGAAUUUGGAUGACAAAGGCACUUGCAGUAGAGAGAUCAGAAAUCACAACUUCAUUUUUUUUUUCCCUGUCACAUAUUUGCAAAGAUAUCUGGCCAUAAAACAUUGUCCCUGCAGAUGAAAACCUCUCGUUUUACUGGUACCUGAUCGUCUUACUUGCUCUUGUGAACCUGGAUAGCUGCUCCAUGCUUCAAGGCUUUAUACAAGAGUUAAUAUGAUACAAACAUACUUAGCUUCCUUGUCCAAGUCCCUGUAUAGGAACACUCUCCUGUUUGUUUCUCUGUUGGGUGGAACUGAAUGCCAUGUUUAAAUCCAGUGGGUACACGGUAUUUCUUGAACAGAAGGGCUACUGUGCAAGGUGUGCAGCUCUGAGAGAGUUAGCAUUACUGCAGGUAGCUGCUAGUCUCUUGAGAGAGCUACUGAUUUUACACAUCCAGCUACAAGUUCCUUUUGCUAUGCAGAGUGAGCUUAGGUUGUUUUUCUCCCUACUCUUCAUCCUCUUGAGUAGAUUUCUACAGCUGGACUGUUGUGGCUGAUGCUAACAGGAAUUCUAGUUGGUUCUCCUGCAGUUCCUCUGAUGUAAUCUAAGCACACCCUAACCUGGCUCUACAUAAAUGAUCCUGGCUCCAGCUGGAAGCCUGCUAGCAGAUGGAGAACAGAACUGGGGUGAGCACUUAUCUGCAUGCAGGUUAUGAGCAGCUGUAGGGGUUUGCAGAACUUACUUCAGCUGAGCAGCCACUGUGGUGCAUUUGUGCAUUUCUUUGCUCAUACUUGUUGUAAAGGGCAGUUUCCUAGGAGCUUAUCUGCAGUGUAGGUGAGGAGAGAUCCAUAGCAUGUUGGUUAGACAGCUCUCGCCCUUCAAGUGAAGAUAUGGGAGUACGUUGUUGAGCCAGUUAAGCUUUCACUUCUCUUAAGACUUGUUAGACUACACGAAGAACUGUUCAAAAAUAAACUCUGGUAUAUCUCAUCAGCUUUAUUGCUGGGGUGGGGAUUACCGGUGGGUGUGGUAAAAAGCUGACCUGUAUCAUUGGAUAACAUAACUAUUGACAACACCCUACUUGUCUCUGUGAGCUCCUCUGCUGUGUCAUAACAUGGGGUUCUACUGCAGAGAGAGCCUGUUCAUCUUUGCAGCUCAAAACAAUUUUGUAUUGUCAAGAUGGAAAAAAUAAAUCUCAGUACAACAAAAUAUGAAAGUGUACUUUUUUGAGCUACACACAACAGCAUUCUUGCUACACUCUGCCAAUUUUAUCAUAAAGUAGAACAAUUAAGAAAACAGAUAGGAACAAAACUUGUAUUUUUUUAUGAACACAAAAAAAGGCUAUAUGAAUUAAGGAUAGGAAAAUUUGCUUUGCAUGAGGCAUCUUGCAUACUUCACAGUUAAAAUUGAAUUCUAUGUUCCACUCUGCUUUAAAAGGCAGAUUGAGAAAGGUAGAAGUAUGUGGCAGUAACAUCACUUUCAAGGUCUGUAUUCUCUCAAUUGAGGUAUUUGCUGUAAGGCAGUCUCUCUGAAUUGAACGUCACUUGCACAGAAUCUUGCUCACUUUGUAGCUUAUUUCUUGGUCUUUUCUACUUUCCCGCUCAGCAGGUCUGAAUUUGCCAGUCUUCUAUCUUUGUUGGAUUGUGAAGAACUUGAAAGCAAACUGACCUCGCUGAGCCUCCUCCCACUACAAGGUGGGGCAGAAUAUUGAUGACAAGCUUAUCUUGCAGAUUUGAAAUGUAAUAGCAUGAAGUUUAGCUAUCUUUGAUAUCUUACUGGAAUGCUGUUCACUGAUGGUUAUUGAUGUCUUGAUGACUCAGGAUGCUGCUUUGUGUGGUCGGGUCAGUUUUUAUUUAAUUCUGAGUUUUUCUUUGACUCAGUCUCUUAUGCUUCUUUGAAAAGAUGUUAUCAGGGCUUCUGGAAAUGAUUGCCUGCCAGAAGAUCUUAAAAGAACAUUCAGUGGAAAGGAGCAUCUUCACUAACUUCACUGUUUAUAAGGAUCUUUCUGUUUUAAAAUCAGAUUGUCAGCUGGACAAAGAACAAGAAGUGGCAGCUAAUUGUAUGCUGGAAUCCUGCUAGCUGAAUUGGAGCUUCUGUUAGGAUAGGAGUAUUCCCAUUGGUCAGUCAACCUAGAGGUUAUAGAUUAAUUUACAAGUGUUACAGUGAAACAUGACUCUUACAUAUUAAAGCAAAUUGUGGUAUUGAUUUUGCAGAAACACAUCUGACAGUGGUCCUGCUGAAUUCAUUUGAAUUUCCUGCGCUAUUGAUGUUCUUGUGGAAUAAUAUUCUGCUUUGUUACUCAGUGGCCGUACCUAUGCAUACUGGUGCUUCAGUAUUUGUGCAUCCACGAGUAUUUAUUGUAAUGUAAGCUUGUCAAAAUUAGCUGCUGUUGGUUGCUGAUUGGAAUUCAGAGGAAUGCUUCUAUGUAUUAUUUGUAUGAAAUACACGUUAGAAAAAAAGUAGGCACAACUUUUGAUAUACAUUCUUUUCUCUUUAGAGAAAAAUGCAAAAGCAAAACAAUAUGGAGUACUUAAAAAUGUGAUGUAGUAGGUUGAAAAUGUACACAGCUUGGAGUUAUUUUCAUGUUUUCAUACUCCCUCUUGAAUAAAAAAGAAAGCAGUGGUUCUUCUUAAGCUUCAGUGACCAAAACCCAAAUUUGUUUUAUGCUCCUGUUUUGUUUCCUUUAAAAAAAAAAAAAUGCAAUGUAACGUUAGUGAUGUUUCUCUGCUACGUGUCUGUAAUUAGUACAGCAGCUUACUUGUGCUCAUUUCACUUAGAUAACCUUUUUGGAAGAAACCAUUAAGCCAUUUAAUAUUCAGUUGCAUUUUCAGAGUUCUUUGACAGCAUAAUAGGUAGUGUUAUUGUUGUGAUCCAGAGUUCUCCAUGUAGAUUUCUUCUUCCUUUUGCAUUUAUUUUUUUUAAUUCCAGGAAGGAUUGGUUCAGUCUUUAAUAACAUGUCAGUCAGCAUGCUUUUAUAUGUAAGUGCCUCACUGCUAACAAAAGCAUGUCCUCAGGUUUUCAUUUUAGACCUGUGAAUUUUCUGUAAUCCAAAGAUGGCAGCAAAUAAGCCUAAAGGGCAGAAUUCGCUGGCUUUACAUAAAGUCAUCAUGGUGGGAAGUGGUGGUGUAGGAAAAUCUGCUUUAACACUACAGUUUAUGUAUGAUGAGUUUGUAGAAGAUUAUGAGCCCACCAAAGCCGACAGCUACAGGAAGAAGGUGGUUCUGGAUGGGGAAGAAGUCCAAAUUGAUAUAUUGGACACAGCAGGGCAGGAGGACUAUGCUGCAAUUAGAGACAACUACUUCCGAAGUGGAGAAGGCUUUCUUUGUGUUUUCUCUAUUACAGAGCUGGAAUCAUUUGCAGCUACUGCAGAUUUCAGGGAGCAGAUCUUAAGAGUAAAAGAAGAUGAGAACGUUCCUUUUUUGCUAGUAGGUAACAAAUCAGAUUUGGAAGAUAAAAGGCAAGUUUCUAUAGAAGAAGCAAAAAACAGAGCUGAUCAGUGGAAUGUUAACUAUGUGGAAACUUCUGCAAAAACGCGAGCCAACGUUGACAAGGUGUUUUUUGAUUUGAUGAGAGAAAUUAGAGCCAGAAAAAUGGAGGACAGCAAAGAGAAGAAUGGGAAGAAGAAAAGAAAAAGCCUAGCUAAGAGGAUCAGAGAAAGAUGUUGCAUUUUAUAAUCAAAACCCUGAAUUCUUUUCCUACUUUGACCAUACUAAUAAAAAAACCAUAAUUUAUAAGCAUGCCAUUGAAGGCUCAAGUGACUGAAAUUACUCUAACAUGUUGGAAAUUGUAAUGUACCACUAAAAGCAUGAAUUGGAGCUGCACUGAAAGUCAAAUUCACUGAAAAAGAUUGAUGUGGCUUCAAGAGAAGCAAACCAUUUCAUAAUCGCCUACCUUCUCACAUUUCUUCUGAAUGUAGUGUUUCAUGGGAAGUCUUUAUUAGUAAACAGAGGGGGAAAUAUUACUUUAUGGUUUCUUGUAAAGCAUACUUUUUUAUCAUUGAUAAUUGUCACUUUGUCUUGUCUUUCGUUGCCUUGAAAAUUACAGUUGUGAACGUGAUACCUAACAAAGCGGUAUACAGUUGUUUUGCCAUGGAGUUAUGCAAAUUAGGAAAGAAUAAUGUAUAUGCGAACAGUUAUGCUGAGGAAAACUAUAUGUGGUUCCGCAUUACCUGAUUAACCUAGAAGAGUGAUGUAAUCUUUUACAUUGAAACAUUUGAAUAUGCCUUAAUUUUAAAACCUAAACAUAGCAGGUUGCUUAGUCAAGGGUGUAUUUUCAGCUUGUUGCAUGGAGACUCUCCCUGUGCAUCAGUGCGAGCCUGCCCUCUCUGUAGAGUGGAGUUACAUGAAUGGUCUCGCUAACUAGCUGUCUGCUAGCGGUGUCUGUUCUUUAAAUGUGUGCCAUACUAUGGUUUUGUGAAUAAUACAGAGCAUAUUCAGUCAUCUGUAGCUUGGUGAACUAUGUGGUAUCUUAUAGCUAAAAGGUCAGAAUAUGUGUAAGAUGGAAGUCAAAAGUCUAUGGCACAUCCGAGCCUGGAGUGGUUGCUUAAAACUUAACGUACUGAUACCUUGAAGCUUCCCUUUGCAAGUAGAUGUUUGUCUAGAUGUUUCUUGGGUUUUAACUCCCUGGAGUAGGGUGGAGUGGAGCUGAUUCAGUAGUGCUACUGUAUUUUGAGUUAAGAUGUCUGGGAAAUUCCAGUGUCAUGGGUUAAUUUCUUUUGUGUUCCUGAUACUCGGCUGCAGGAACACAGCAUGUUAUGCUGAAGCUCACUGCAGGUUUUGUACUGUUUAGUCUACUUUAUGUUGAUUUUAAAAUGGGGAACAUUGUAGCUACUUUUUGUAGUUAAUGUUGAUAUUAAACAAUCAAAGAUGCUUUUGCAAUACAAAAAUAUUUACCGUGGACAUCCAAAAUCCCCAAACAAAAUGUACUGCCUCAGUUGCUUCAGAAUAGCAAGAAUACUUGCACAUGGUGAGUGUGCUUCAUCUUAACUAAAAAUAUACCAGAACAUUUGAGGGUUUUGGACUCCUUUGGGGUAAGAUGGGCUAGAUCAAUUCCACAAACUGUUAUACUUUUUAUACAUGUGUAAGCCUAUAACUGACAACUUAUAAUGUGCUCAAGCAAACUAGGUAACAAAUAUUUAACUUUCAUGCUAACAGACAUUUUAGGGACUCAAGUCUUAGAAGUUAUAUUUGUCACGUUAAAUAUUUAUCAGUAGGAAUUUUGUAUGUGCGUUAGUAGACUGCCAAGUGCAGAAUUAAAAGUUACUCAUGUAACUGUGGCAAAUGAGCCAACAUCAUCUUCUUGUGUACUCAUUUUGGUCUAUUUAGCCAGGGAGUCUAACCACUAACAUUGUGACUUUGCUUUGGAAUCUGUCUGCUGGGAGCUGAGGUGUUAUGAAGCCACCAGACAUAUGAAACUUGUCUUGGCUGAUGCCUUACCCUGUCCUUUUAUUUGCUAUUUGAGCCAUUGAAAGAUGAAUAAACUUCCACUUUUUUAAAUA
Gallus gallus (chicken) is the source of this 7090-nucleotide messenger RNA. It is a transcript of the gene RALA, whose product is annotated as RAS like proto-oncogene A. The transcript is spliced from 9 exons. The coding region runs from base 4647 to 5267 and encodes 206 amino acids. NCBI's taxonomy places the organism in Eukaryota, Metazoa, Chordata, Aves, Galliformes, Phasianidae. Gene Ontology annotation, cellular component: plasma membrane. Gene Ontology annotation, molecular function: GTPase activity; GDP binding; GTP binding. Gene Ontology annotation, biological process: Ras protein signal transduction; regulation of exocytosis. The record is from RefSeq and is a predicted model, not a curated record.